AUGGGAUUAACUUUCAAGUCAACGGAUGCGCUGAAUCAACGCUCUGCUUUUCAUUGUACAUGUUCUGUUGAGCGUUUAUCUGAUCUUUCUCUGCGAUUUUUAUACCUCCAUCCUUUCCUCAUCCUCUUUUCCUCUCUCCUCCUCUUUCCAACUUUCUUACCUUUCAUCUCUCUACCUUCAUAUAGUUUUUCCUCUCACCUUUCCCUAGCUUUAUUACCCCCACGUUUAAAUCCACUAUUCCUUAUUCCUACCCUCUGUAGUUUUCUUAUCACCCACUUUUUUCCUUCAUUUUCUCGUUUUUCUUCUUCCGGCUGUCCCUCCUCCUCCUAUCUCUUACUUUCUUACCUUCUACCAGUUCUUCUCUUUCUUAUCCUCUUUCCUUUCCCUCUUUCUAGCUUUCUUACCUACCACCCUUUUAUUUUUGUAUCCUCUCUUCCUCUCCCUCCUCUACCUUUGUUUUUCCCUUUCGCCUUCCUUCCCUCCAUUAUUCUAGCUUUCUUAACUCCCACUUUUAUCCUUCAUAGCCACACUUUCUUCCUCCUACUCUCUCUAGCUUUCUUCUCUCCUACUUUGUUUCCUUCAUAUAUCUUUUCUCUUCUUUUCCCCCUUUCUCUCUUUCUAACGGCCUUACCUCCCACCGUUUUAUAUCUUCAUUUUUUUACCCCCACCACAUAUCUUCUUAUCCUUCUCUUCGUGUUUCUUAUUACAUUCUCGUUUCAUACUUUCUUUCUCAGCUGGCAGAUGUAA
Molecule: messenger RNA, 747 nt
Organism: Acanthosepion pharaonis
Lineage: Eukaryota; Metazoa; Mollusca; Cephalopoda; Sepiida; Sepiidae
Source: the annotation of a GenBank genome assembly